Molecule: messenger RNA, 3182 nt
Organism: Poecilia reticulata (guppy)
Lineage: Eukaryota; Metazoa; Chordata; Actinopteri; Cyprinodontiformes; Poeciliidae
Gene: dyrk4
Product: dual-specificity tyrosine-(Y)-phosphorylation regulated kinase 4
Biological process (GO): peptidyl-threonine phosphorylation; peptidyl-serine phosphorylation
Cellular component (GO): cytoplasm; nucleus; cytoskeleton
Molecular function (GO): protein serine/threonine kinase activity; ATP binding; protein serine/threonine/tyrosine kinase activity
Source: RefSeq, a predicted model, not a curated record
UUACUGUCUCUGCGCAGCGCUGCGCUCCGGCUGUGCGCCAGGCUCCCCUCUCUCCGCUCAUCGCUCUCACAAAGCGCCUCGGUCAUAAUAGGCUGGUUGGAGGCGGACGGACUUUAAAAAACAGACCUAUAUCGGUCCAUCCCCAGCUGUCAGCGGGAACCCGAACAGGUGGCUCCUCCAGGCACCCGUCGACAGCUUGUCGCUAAUCUCCGCUGUGACGACAGCGCAUUACCCGGUGCGCGUAAAACCGGGAGUGCGGGAGGUUUGGGUCGGGAUUCUCAUCAGUCACCAGGAUUUUACUCAUCGCCGCGGAUUCACCUCGCAGACGGACUUCUGGAAAGUGAGCCGGAAAUAAUGACUCUUUGUUGGAUGUUAUAAAGUGUGAGCUGCCAAGACAGAGAGGAGACGGCAUGUUACCAGAAAUAAACAACAAGGCGUCCCGGCCAGAGGCGUUCCCUCAGCCCCACCGGCUCCCAGUGGAAGGCAGCCGCAUCGGAGCAAACCGGCCCUGUUCACAGAAGUUCAGCUCUGGUUUGGGGUCGCUGCCGCAGCUGGAGACCCCCGUGGUCCAGGUGGUCGUCAGCAACGCCAAAAACCAGCUGCAGCAGUCGGACAACAUCCUGCCGCAGAUCACCAACAAAGGAGGUCAAAACGGCUACCAAACGGUCGAGAGGUCAAAGUCAACUCAGCAGUUCACGAUGCGUUACGGCGCAGCGACAGACAAGGCGGCCGUGUCGCGUAACGGGAAGGAGCGAGCGUACGAAGGUCAGCGGCUGCCCAUGUCGCCUGCAGAGGCGCUCAGUAACUUCCGGGAGCGGCUGACGGAGUUCGAGCAGGAGGAGGUCAGCGACUACGCCGAGGUCUGGUUCCUGGGUCUGGGCUCGCAGAAGAUCGAAGGAUCCCAGGGAGCGGCGCAGAACGACGGAUACGACGACGAACACGGCAGCUACGUCCGGGUGCUCCAUGACCACAUCGCGUACCGGUUUGAGGUCCUUGAAGUGAUCGGGAAAGGUUCGUUUGGCCAGGUCCUGAAAUGUCUGGACCACAAGAACAACGAACUCGUCGCCAUCAAGAUGAUCCGCAACAAGAAAAGAUUUCAUCACCAAGCUCUAGUGGAGCUGAAGAUCCUGGAGGUGAUAAAGAAGAAGGACAAAGACAACCUGCACAACGUGAUCCACAUGAAGGAGCACUUUUACUUCCGGAACCACCUCUGCAUCUCCUUUGAGCUCCUCGGGGUGAACCUGUAUGAGCUGAUCAAGAAGAACAACUUCCAGGGCUUCAGCCUGGCGCUGAUCCGGCGGUUCGCCCACGCUCUGCUGCGCUGCCUGCAGAUGCUGCACCGGGAGAAGAUCAUCCACUGCGACCUCAAACCGGAGAACAUCCUUCUGUCUCAGCGAGGGCCCGGGAACAUCAAGGUGGUCGACUUCGGAUCGAGCUGCUACGAACAGCAAAGAGUGUACACCUACAUCCAGAGUCGCUUCUACCGCUCCCCAGAGGUCAUCCUGGGUCACCCCUACAGCAUGGCCAUCGACAUGUGGAGCCUGGGCUGCAUCCUGGCCGAGCUCUACACCGGCUACCCGCUGUUCCCCGGGGAGAGCGAGGUGGAGCAGAUCGCCUGCAUCAUGGAGGUUCUCGGGACGCCUCCAAACGACUUUGUCCAGUCGGCAUCAAGGAGGAAGUUGUUCUUUGACUCCAAAGGAAACCCGAGGAACGUCACUAACAGCAAAGGGAAGAAGAGGAAACCCGGCUCCGUUGAGAUGUCAGCGGCGCUGAAAACCAACGACCCGUUGUUCCUGGACUUCAUCCAGCGCUGCCUCGCCUGGGAUCCAGAGAAGAGGAUGACUCCCGAUGAAGGGCUGCAGCACCAGUGGAUCCUGGAAGGAAACUUCAACAAAGUGAGAUCCAGAACCAAGCCGACAGCGAAGAGGAGCGCGGAGAGCUGCAGCGGCGCCAACAGCAGGCCUGCGGAGAAGGUCGGCGCAGAACAUGGCAGCAACGACAAGCUGAAGAGGGACGGCUCCGAGGCCGGAUCCAAGAUGGCGUCCGGCGAACGCCUGCGGCCCCUCGGCGCCUCGGCGGAGGAGGAAGUGUGUGAAAGCGAAGGCGGCGAGCGGCCGGUGCACAUCAUCAUCAAACCACAAGAAGAAAUGAGCACCGAGCGGAAAGACGGCUAGCAGGUCGGAGGAUCGGGACGCGUUCAGGGCCGCUGGGAAAUACGGAUGUUCUGGUCCGGACUUACAGGAAGAAACCCUGAAUUCAGGGAAGUGGGUUUUUUCUACACGGUGGGAAAAACAUCAACAAUGACGGUGAUCCAGUUUCAUUUCAUCACAUCUGAAACACGAAACUUCAUUUGACGCAGGAUUAGAUUUACAGCGGCAUCUGGACCUGCAUGAUGUCAUUUCUGGAAUAAAAUCUUUGCUGUGCAUCGAAAAAAAACCAAAAAAAAAACUUGACUUUUAGCUUCAGAGGAAUUAAAGCUGAAAACGUAGAAAAUCUCCUGCUGCUUCUUGUUCUUUUCUCCUCAUGUUGGUGUGAAAACGCUGAAAUAUUGAGUCCAAUAACGGCCGAGCCAAAUGAUUUCUACCACGACAGCAAAGAAAUAUUUAUCAGAAUUAAGUUCAUAACUCGUGUUAUUAUUUAUAGUUUGUGUUUCAUUGAACUAAACCCUAAAAUGUGGAUUUUUAAGAGAAUCUAUUGUAAAUAUUUCUGCUGUUUUUUCUUAUAAAUAUGUAAAACAGAGCAGAUUUUAAAAUUAGACAAGGUUCUACUUGUUGUGUUGUUACUGUAUGAUCGCCUUGUAUGUCUGUUUUUCCUAAUAUUUUUAUAUUGGAAGCAAAACGACAAUCCCGUUGUUGAUAGUUUGUGCCUUGCAGUAUUAGAGAUCCAGCACUUUAUUGUUGUUUUGUUGACGUUUCCUGUCCAGAUAUGAUUUGAGCCGUUCUGCCAGGAUCCCUUUUAUUUAACAAAAAGAUUCUCCAACUUCAUUGGUUGCAAAAAAUUCAUUUAAACUGAUUUUAUUUUUUGUUUUUUUUUUACAGACCCAGCUUAUAGAAAAGCAAAUAUCAUCAAACUAUAUGGGCUAACUAACUUAAACUUAGAUGAUGUAUUGUAGCUGUAAAUAAAAACUCAAACGAUGUCAUUUCUAUGUAUUUUAUGCUGAAAUAAAUGCUGUUUAAAGGACA